Messenger RNA from Lactuca saligna, 306 nucleotides. The record is from the annotation of a GenBank genome assembly. Lineage: Eukaryota; Viridiplantae; Streptophyta; Magnoliopsida; Asterales; Asteraceae.
AUGGGUGUGAUAUCUACUGAUCCACCAGAAUCAGUUGAUGAUAAUGACAAUGAUGAUGGCGGAUUUGGAGGAACGUUUGAUGAACUUGAGUUUGAUCUACAAGAAGAAGGCAUUCCUAAUCACAUGUUGAUGUCAGGAAAACAAUUUAAGAUUCUGAACAAAAAGCUCAUUUUGAUUAUUCAAUACCAAGCAGAUGCAUGGGGAAGCAGUUCACUGUCUAGUAUUGAAGUGGAUGUCAUGUUAAAAGCACAAGAAGCUCGAUUGUUCAAUAAAUUUUCUACUUUGCUUAGUGCUUCUAAAUCUUGA